CACACAACUCACAAAGGCAGGCACACAUGUAUACAACUGUAUAGAUACAAAUGGGGACAAGAGAGCUGGAAUCUUUCUCCAGUCUACGUCUCUUCAUAAUGGCGCAACUCCAGUCUUUUCAACUCCUCUACCCCUUCUCUUUCCACUAUUUAUAUUAUAUACACACUGCUUAUUCUCACCCCAUUUGAAUUUUCUACUCAUCUAUUACAUGCCCAUAUCACAAAACUUUGCUCCCAGGAAUUUUCCAUCAUAUGCAUAUUAGAAGAAAUGUCUCUGACAAGCAAAGUUGAGCAUAAAGUGGCUCUUGAUACGGCAGCAUGGAUGUUCAAUAUUGUUACUUCUGUUGGAAUUAUUAUUGUGAAUAAAGCUCUAAUGGCCACAUAUGGUUUUACUUUUGCUACCAGUUUAACUGGCCUACAUUUUGCCGCCACCACCAUGAUGACACUUAUUCUAAAGCGGCUUGGAUAUAUCCAAAGUUCUCAUCUCCCAGUAUCAGAUCUUAUUAAAUUUGUUUUAUUUGCAAAUUUUUCCAUUGUUGGAAUGAACGUGAGCUUAAUGUGGAAUUCAGUGGGAUUUUAUCAGAUUGCAAAGCUGAGCAUGAUCCCUGUUUCAUGUUUCCUCGAAGUUGUUCUGGACAGGGUGCAAUAUUCGAGGGACACCAAGCUAAGCAUCUUAGUUGUUCUAUUGGGUGUUGCAAUCUGUACAGUUACCGAUGUGAGUGUUAAUGCCAAGGGUUUUAUUGCUGCUUUCAUAGCUGUUUGGAGCACUUCUCUACAGCAAUAUUUUGUUCAUUAUCUUCAAAGGAAAUAUUCUAUUGGUUCUUUCGACUUAUUAGGGCACACUGCACCACCUCAAGCUGCAUCAUUACUGUUAGUUGGACCCUUUAUGGAUUACUGGUUGACAGACAAGAGGGUUGACAACUAUAACUAUACCUUCAUGUCGGUGAUGUUUGUCGUGUUGUCUUGCGUCAUCGCUAUAGGAACCAACCUAAGCCAAUUCAUCUGCAUCGGCAGAUUCACAGCAGUGUCGUUUCAAGUACUGGGGCACAUGAAGACCAUUCUCGUCUUGAUAUUAGGAUUUCUUUUCUUUGGAAAAGAGGGACUCAACCUACACGUGGUCGUGGGAAUGAUGGUUGCAAUAGUUGGAAUGAUGUGGUACGGCCACGCCUCCUCCCAACCUGGCGGCAAAGAGCGACUCCCUCCUCCGUCUAACCACAAGCCGGAAGAAGCAAUCGGGCUUGUAAAAUCCAACGAGCAUGAUGAAAAGGUCUAGCAACACUCCAUAACUUCAUAAACUUCUAGCCUAGGUCAACUGAUUCCUG
Sesamum indicum (sesame) is the source of this 1321-nucleotide messenger RNA. Its product is annotated as UDP-rhamnose/UDP-galactose transporter 6. Lineage: Eukaryota; Viridiplantae; Streptophyta; Magnoliopsida; Lamiales; Pedaliaceae. The record is from RefSeq and is a predicted model, not a curated record.